Messenger RNA from Artibeus jamaicensis (Jamaican fruit-eating bat), 2532 nucleotides. It is a transcript of the gene RPTN, whose product is annotated as repetin. Gene Ontology annotation, cellular component: cornified envelope. The transcript is spliced from 5 exons. The record is from RefSeq and is a predicted model, not a curated record. Gene Ontology annotation, molecular function: transition metal ion binding; calcium ion binding. Bases 1 to 2532 code for a protein of 843 amino acids. NCBI's taxonomy places the organism in Eukaryota, Metazoa, Chordata, Mammalia, Chiroptera, Phyllostomidae.
AUGGCUCAACUCCUGAACAGUAUACUCACCGUGAUUAAGGUAUUCCAGAAAUAUGCUAAAGAGGAUGGGGACUGUGCCUUACUGUGCAAGAAGGAGUUGAAGCAGCUGCUCUUGACUGAGUUUGGAGACAUCCUCCGGAGACCAGAUGACCCAGAGACUGUGGAAACUAUCUUGAGGCUCCUGGAUAAAGACAGAAAUGGACGUGUUGAUUUUCGAGAAUAUCUCUUGUUGGUGUUCCAGUUGGCCCAAGCUUGCUAUCAUAAACUGGAAAAUGAGUCACCUGGAGAUAGAACUUCUCAGAAAGAAGGACAGCAGGAGGGGACACAAGACGGCAAGUUUCCAGGAAAUGCAGGCAGACAACACAGGCAGAGGCAUGAAGGAGAAAGGCAGGACUUUCACCACAGUCAAUCUGAGGGACAAAACCAGGACAUCCAUCACGAUCAAACUGAGAGACAAAAUAGGGAUUCCCACUACGGUCAGUCUGAGAGACAGGAUCAGGAAUCCCACCAUGGUCAGUCUGAAACAACAGAUACCUUCUUUGAUCAUUUUGAGAGGCAGGGUCAGGACUCCAGCUCUGAUCAAAGACUGAGUCAUAAAUCUAGCAGUGGCCAGCCUGAAAGACAAGGAUAUACCUUUGCCCUAAAUCUGUGUGAGAAACAAGUUCAGCAAGAACUAGAUUCUCAAUAUGGCCAGACACACAGACAAGGCCAGAGUUCACACUAUGGUCAGACAGACAAACAAGGCCAGAGUUCCCACUGUGGUCAGACAGACAGACAAGACCAAAGUUCCCACCAUGGUCACACUGAAAGACAAGGCCAGAGUUCCCACUGUGGUCAGACAGACAGACAAGGCCAGAGUUCCCACCAUGGUCACACAGACAGACAAGGCCAGAGUUACCACUGUGGUCAGACAGACAGACAAGGCCAGAGUUCCCACCAUGGUCACACAGACAAACAAGGCCAGAGUACCCACCAUGGUCACACUGACAGACAAGGCCAGAGUUCCCACCAUGGUCACACUGACAGACAAGGCCAGAGUUCUCACUGUGGUCAGACAGACAGACAAGGCCAGAGUACCCACCAUGGUCACACUGACAGACAAGACCAGAGCUCUCACUGUGGUCAGAGAGACAGACAAGGCCAGAGUACCCACCAUGGUCACACUGACAGACAAGACCAGAGUUCUCACUGUGGUCAGACAGACAGACAAGGCCAGAGUUCCCACCAUGGUCACACAGACAGACAAGGCCAGAGUACCCACCAUGGUCACACAGACAGACAAGGCCAGAGUACCCACCAUGGUCACACUGACAGACAAGGCCAGAGUUCCCACCAUGGUCACACUGACAGACAAGGCCAGAGUACCCACCAUGGUCACAAUGACAGACAAGGCCAGAGUUCCCACCAUGGUCACACUGACAGACAAGGCCAGAGUUCUCACUGUGGUCAGACAGACAGACAAGGCCAGAGUACCCACCAUGGUCACACUGACAGACAAGGCCAGAGUUCUCACUGUGGUCAGACAGACAAACAAGGCCAAAGUACCCACCAUGGUCACACUGACAGACAAGGCCAGAGUUCCCACCAUGAUCACACCAACAGACAAGACCAAAGUUCCCACCAUGGUCACACAGACAGACAAGGCCAGAGUUAUCAUGAUGUUCAGACAGACAGACAACACUCAAGUUAUCAUUAUGGCCAGACAGACAGACAAGGCCAGAGCUCUCAAUAUAGUCAGUCAGAGACUGGGGAGACUGGACAGAAUAGGUGCUUCCAAGGAAGUGAGGGAACAAGCAGAGGUUCAUAUGUUGAGCAAUCAGGAAGGUCAGGGAGACCAACUCAACAGACUCAAGGACAGAAUGUGAGCCGAGAUCAGGGACAGAGAUCUCAAUCUAGGAUAGGGCACAAGAACAGCCACCAGGUAUGGGAGCCUGAAAAAGAUAGGCAACACCACGAACACAAACUUGUAGCACAAAUCCAGCAAGAAAGGCCACACUGCCACAAAGAGAGUGAUGGGAAAUUGUGCAGUAGUGAGCAAGGCCACAGCCAGGCCCAGACUGGGGAGAGUUGUGGUGAGGAACAGAGCCCCCAGGCAGAGGAAGAACAGGGCCACCAAAUCCAGGGUAGACAUGGUUGUAAGAGUCAGAAAACUCCAUGUGAGAAAGAGGACAGGCAAACCCAUGAAGAUAAGCAAAACCAUCAAAGACAAAACAGGAAAACCCAUGAAGAGGAUCAAAAUGGCCAGCAACAACAGAAUAGGCAAACCCAUAAUAAGAAAGAGAGAUAUCAAGGGUCCCAGGAUCAACAAUCUCAUGGGACCCAGCAAGGCUGUAACAGAGAAAAAUUUCUCAUAAAUAAGGAUGUCCAGAGCCAAGGCUCCCAGGGAAGACACAAGGGCAUAGCCUUCUAUCCUACCCAGAGCAGUGGGAGGCCCCAAAGAAGAGAACAGGGUGAAAGUCACCCUACCAAGACAGCUCUUGCUCCCAACCCCCUCUAUGACUAUCUGCAAGAGCAGAGAGCUCAUCAGCACUAG